Scheffersomyces amazonensis is the source of this 1478-nucleotide messenger RNA. RefSeq names its product pseudouridine synthase. NCBI's taxonomy places the organism in Eukaryota, Fungi, Ascomycota, Pichiomycetes, Serinales, Debaryomycetaceae. The transcript is spliced from 2 exons. Bases 80 to 1429 code for a protein of 449 amino acids. Gene Ontology annotation, biological process: mRNA pseudouridine synthesis; snRNA pseudouridine synthesis; box H/ACA sno(s)RNA 3'-end processing. The record is from RefSeq and is a predicted model, not a curated record. Gene Ontology annotation, molecular function: RNA binding; pseudouridine synthase activity. Gene Ontology annotation, cellular component: box H/ACA snoRNP complex.
AAUUUUUUCAAAAGCGAAAAUUUUGACUAUGUAUGUAUUUACUUAAGGCAGGUUAUAUAAGGUACAACAGAGCUAAAGUAUGAGUGAUUACGUUAUUAAGCCCGAGUCAGUUGCUCCCUCCAACGACACAUCCGAGUGGCCAUUGUUGUUGAAGAAUUAUGACAAAUUAUUGGUAAGAUCUGGACAUUAUACUCCAAUUCCUACUGGGUCAUCUCCAUUAAAGAGAGACUUAAAAUCAUAUAUUUCUUCAGGAGUAAUUAAUUUAGAUAAACCAUCAAAUCCUUCAUCUCAUGAAGUUGUUGCUUGGAUUAAAAGAAUUUUAAGAGCAGAAAAGACUGGUCAUUCAGGAACUUUAGAUCCAAAAGUUACUGGAUGUUUAAUUGUAUGUAUUGAUAGAGCUACAAGAUUAGUUAAAUCUCAACAAGGAGCUGGUAAAGAAUAUGUUUGUAUUGUUAGAUUACAUGAAGAAUUAAAGGAUGCCAAAGAUUUAGGUAGAUCAUUGGAAAAUUUAACUGGUGCUUUAUUUCAAAGACCUCCAUUAAUUUCUGCUGUUAAAAGACAAUUAAGAGUUCGUACAAUUUAUGAUUCUAAAUUAAUUGAAUUUGAUAAUAAAAGAGGUUUAGGAGUAUUCUGGGCUUCAUGUGAAGCUGGUACUUAUAUGAGAACUUUAUGUGUUCAUUUAGGUAUGUUAUUAGGAGUUGGAGGUCAUAUGCAAGAAUUACGUCGUGUUAGAUCAGGAGCUUUAGGAGAAAAUGAUAAUUUAGUUACAUUACAUGAUGUUUUGGAUGCUCAAUAUGUUUAUGAUAAUACUAGAGAUGAAUCUUAUUUAAGAAAAAUCAUUCAACCUUUAGAAACUUUAUUGGUUGGUUAUAAAAGAAUUGUAGUUAAAGAUUCUGCUGUUAAUUCUGUAUGUUAUGGAGCAAAAUUAAUGAUUCCUGGUUUAUUAAGAUAUGAAAAUGGUAUUGAAUUAUAUGAUGAAGUUGUAUUAAUGACAACUAAAGGUGAAGCUAUUGCUAUUGGUAUUGCUCAAAUGACAACUGUAGAUUUACAAACUUGUGAUCAUGGAAUUGUUGCUAAAGUUAAAAGAGUUAUUAUGGAAAGAGAUACUUAUCCAAGAAGAUGGGGUUUAGGUCCAGUAGCUCAAAAGAAGAAACAAUUAAAGGCUGAUGGUAAGUUAGAUAAAUUUGGUAGAAAUAAUGAAAAUACUCCAGAUAGUUGGAAACAAGAAUAUAAGGAUCAUGAUGCUGAACCAGCUCCUGCUAUUCCUGAAUCUAAAUUGGUUGCACCAGAAAUUCAAUUACCAAAGAAGACAUUAAUUGAAGAAGUUGAAGUUGAAGAAAAGAAGGAAAAGAAAGAAAAGAAGGAAAAGAAGAGAAAGGCCGAAGAUGAUGAAGAAAAAUCUGAAAAGAAGAAGAAGGUCAAGAAAUAAGCAUACAAGCAUCUAGAUGUCAUUUUUAUAAUUCCCAACGUAGUUUAUA